AUGGACGGCGGGGGGCAGCCCCCGGACACGGAGAUGACGGACGCCGGCGCGGGCGGCGGGGGGCAGCCGCCGGCGCCGGCGCAGCAGCAGCCAGCGGCCGGGGCCGGGAUGAUGGAGAACAUCCAGGCGACGCUCAGCCACGGCGGCCGCUUCAUCCAGUACAACAUCUUCGGCAACGUGUUCGAGGUCACCGCCAAGUACAAGCCCCCCAUCCUCCCCAUCGGCAAGGGCGCCUACGGCAUCGUCUGCUCGGCGCUCAACUCCGAGACGGCGGAGCAGGUGGCCAUCAAGAAGAUCGCCAACGCCUUCGACAACAAAAUCGAUGCCAAGCGCACGCUCCGCGAGAUCAAGCUGCUCCGCCACAUGGACCACGAGAAUAUUGUUGCAAUAAGGGAUAUCAUACCUCCUCCACAAAGGGAGGCAUUCAAUGAUGUGUAUAUUGCGUAUGAAUUGAUGGAUACUGAUCUGCAUCAAAUUAUUCGUUCAAAUCAAGCUUUGUCAGAGGAGCACUGUCAGUAUUUUCUUUAUCAAAUUCUUCGUGGUUUGAAGUAUAUACAUUCAGCAAAUGUUCUUCACCGUGACUUGAAGCCUAGCAAUCUUCUUUUGAAUGCAAACUGUGACCUCAAGAUAUGUGAUUUUGGGCUUGCUCGCACCACCUCAGAAACUGAUUUUAUGACUGAAUAUGUUGUCACAAGAUGGUAUAGAGCACCAGAGCUUUUGUUGAACUCCUCUGAAUAUACUGCUGCCAUUGAUGUGUGGUCUGUGGGCUGUAUAUUUAUGGAACUGAUGGACCGAAAACCCCUGUUUCCUGGAAGAGACCAUGUCCACCAGCUACGUCUACUAACGGAGCUCAUUGGGACACCGAAUGAGCCUGAUCUUGAUUUUGUAAAUGAAAAUGCAAGAAGAUAUAUCCGCCAACUUCCCCGGCAUGCUAGACAGUCCUUACCUGAAAAAUUUCCACAUGUUCAACCUUUAGCAAUUGACCUGGUGGAAAAGAUGCUGACUUUUGAUCCUAGACAGAGAAUAACUGUUGAAGGAGCACUUGCACACCCUUACUUGGCAUCACUUCAUGACAUAAGUGAUGAGCCAGUCUGCUUAAUGCCCUUCAGCUUUGACUUCGAGCAGCAUGCAUUGUCUGAAGAACAAAUGAAGGAUCUGAUCUACCAAGAGGCUCUUGCAUUCAACCCUGAUUACCAGUAG
Messenger RNA from Miscanthus lutarioriparius, 1200 nucleotides. Lineage: Eukaryota; Viridiplantae; Streptophyta; Magnoliopsida; Poales; Poaceae. The record is from the annotation of a GenBank genome assembly.